UUGGUCUAUUAUUGAAAUAAAAUCGGUUUUUGGGCCUGCUAUUUGACGAGGGUUUGUUAUUUCUGGGUAGAUUCACAAAUUAGUCUGAGAAUCUUCACCAAAGCCCCCAAAAUCGAAUUGGACGCAUGGAAGGUUUACGUAAUGUUGUUCGUAGAAGUUCGGGCGAGAGAUCUUCUUCGGUGCUCUCCCCUGUGGAAAGCUUAAAUGCGAAUGGCGGAGGAGCUGGACAGAGUGUUGCUGUUUCCUCUUCUUCAUCGCCUUCUUCCCUUGCUCUGGCUACUAGACCUCCCAGACAAUUUGUAUCUUGGUUGACAUGCUCAAAACUUUGUGCAAUUUGCUUUGUUGCUGGAGUAGUUUUUGGCUACACACUAAAGCGACGCGUUAGGCACUGGGCUUCCAAACUUCUUAAGUACCUGAAAGAGUAGUUUUGCUUCAUUACUUUACUAAUUCGGUAAGACUUCAAUUUCAUUUAAAUUUUAGUUGAAGAAACAUCAUUUUCACCUCAUAAUUGGUGGAAUUACUUGUACUCCCUGAUGACAUUUUAUGGAUUUUGAGAAGAGUACAGCAUUGGCCUUUACUUACAGAAUUACUUGCUAAAAUUGUGGAAGUUGUUUUGGUUCAGCUUAUCCUUUUACAAUAUAUUUUAGUACCAUAUCUCAACUGUAUUUGCUGUAUUGUUCUAAUGUUUUUCACUUGCAAUGGGCCAGUACAUUUUCAGUUUUCUAUUGAAUGUGAGACACUUCUCUACCACUGCCCAAGAUCCGGUUUAAUGAACCUUCAGUUAUAAUUUGUAAGAGGUUCACUCUAAGCAGUACAUGGAUGGAAAAGGUCACCUAAAGAAAUUGAAUCAUGAUUCCCAAAUUCAGCAACUAUUUUCCACUCUUCUAAUGUUUAAUUUUCUUAACUUCAUUUUAUAUCCAGAUUCAAUGCAGAUUUGACCAAAUAGAAGGGAUGGUUAUUGUGCUGGGGAUAUGAUAUCUUGCUUUUAGUCUCUGAGAUUGUCCAAGAAGCAUAGAAAAUCAGUUCAUUAGCCUUGGUAAUUAGGUUUAAACUGCUUCUUAUUCCCGUAAAGGCCUAUAGAAAGCAUACUGAAUGGUGUGUUUUCUUGAAGCAGAUUAUUUUUUCACUCAGAAUUGUGUGUGCACUAAGCAUGUUUACUCAUUACUGGAGAUUUUGCGGGUUGCAAAACAUGUUAAAAUGGUAUUUUCAUUGUAGUGAAACAUGUAUAAUUCUUCUUGUUCAUUUGAUUU
Molecule: messenger RNA, 1250 nt
Organism: Neltuma alba
Lineage: Eukaryota; Viridiplantae; Streptophyta; Magnoliopsida; Fabales; Fabaceae
Exons: 2
Coding region: 126-425 (99 amino acids)
Source: RefSeq, a predicted model, not a curated record